Hyalella azteca is the source of this 3609-nucleotide messenger RNA. Its product is annotated as segment polarity protein dishevelled homolog DVL-3. Gene Ontology annotation, molecular function: frizzled binding. Gene Ontology annotation, biological process: canonical Wnt signaling pathway; intracellular signal transduction. The record is from RefSeq and is a predicted model, not a curated record. Lineage: Eukaryota; Metazoa; Arthropoda; Malacostraca; Amphipoda; Hyalellidae. Gene Ontology annotation, cellular component: cytosol.
AGUGGUGAAGGAAGAAAUUGUUGAUGACGAUGCUCCUCUUCCUGCUGUGAAUCAACGAGUUGUAUCUUGGAUUGUUUCUGCUGACACAAGUGUGGCCGACAGCUUGUCACAGUGCGGAGAAGAUGGCGCUCCCAAACAUCAGGCCUACCAAAGCAGUGGAGGUGAGAGCGGUGCUGGUGGAGGAGGCCUCGAUGACACCACCUGUACUGAGACUGAGAGCAUCAUCUCCAGCAGAAGAGAUCAUGGCCAUCUUCGACCACCUCGUCUCCCAAAAUUUGAUAAUAAAUCCCAACAACGACCUUUUCCCGACAGAAUGCGUGUUAAUGGCCACGGUGGCCCAGGAGCUCGAGGAGGCUAUGAGUCGUCGUCCANAACAUCAGCGCCCGCACGCAGCUCUAGUGUAUCACAGAUCCACGCCCGCAACAGGCGCAAGAAGCGACGGCAUCACCAGGCAGGUCCUGGAGGCAGCCACCGCCACCCUCACCACCCUCAUCACCACCAGGCAAUGUCCCAUGCCUCAAGCAUAUCCUCCAUCACCGACAGCACCAUGUCCCUUAACAUCAUCACUGUCACCCUCAACAUGGACUCUGUCAAUUUCCUGGGCAUCUCCAUUGUAGGACAGUCGAGCAAAGGCGGCGAUGGAGGGAUUUAUGUUGGCUCUAUUAUGAAAGGUGGUGCCGUGGCACUGGACGGCCGCAUCGAGCCUGGCGACAUGAUCCUGCAAGUGAACGACAUCAACUUCGAGAACAUGAGCAACGAUGGCGCCGUCCGCGUCCUCAGGGACGUAGUUCAGAAGCCAGGGCCCAUUAAGCUGGUGGUGGCAAAGUGCUGGGAUCCUCAUCCUCCUAAGGGCUACUUCACAGUGCCCAGGGCUGAGCCUGUGCAUCCCAUUGACCCCGGGGCUUGGAUUGCACACACUCAGGCCUGCCUAACUGGUGAGGUUGAGGAAUAUCCCGUGCGGCCGCCCUCAGCCUCGACCCUCACCUCGAACACGUCCUCCCUUGCCUCCUCCGUGAUUGACGCUGAGCGUCCCUACGAGGAGAUGAAGCUCUCAGUGACGUCGCCCAUGACGGCCGUGGUGCGCGCGAUGGCUGCGCCCGACUCAGGCCUCGAGAUCAGGGACAGACUUUGGCUCAAGAUCACAAUUCCUAACGCCUUUAUUGGUAACGAAGUGGUGGACUGGCUGCAUCAGAGAGUCGAAGGCUUCACAGACCGCAAGGAGGCGCGCAAAUAUGCCGCUCAGCUCCUCAAGAGCGGACUUAUCAAGCACACGGUCAACAAGCGGGACUUUAGUGAGCAGUGCUACUAUUUGGUGCUUUCUCUGUAGUCUCCACUCGCUUCACGCAUGGCGGCGCUGAAGCUGGUUGGGGAGGAAGACUCCAUCAGUGAUCUGGGUCCGUUGCCUCCGCCCUCCACAGCCUCCCCUUGGGGGAGCAACAUAGGGGGCGCCGCCCCCCACGUGUCCUUACAAGGCAGCAACUUCACGUCAGGCGCCUCGACGGUGGCGGUGGGAGGUUACAUGCAACCUCAACCGCCCAACUUCAACUAUACCAACGAGUCCUACAUGUUCAACCGCGACAGUGGCUCAGGUGGCUCGAGCAGCGGCACUGCCAAGAAGGCAAUCCAGCACCGCAGUCCCCCUCAGAGCACAGGCAGUCUCCCCCCUACACUACCCCCUCCUGUCAUGGCUCCCCCUCUGCCCUCUGCCCUUCAACAGCCCAUGAUGAUGCAUCACCACCACCAUCACCCUCACCACCAGCAACACUUCCAGUCUCGUCCUCCUCCCCCUCUCCCUCACCAACCCCUGCCACCCAUCCCCACCAGCAUGCCUGGACAUCCCCCCAUAACGAACACAUCUUCGUCUUCCCCUCUUGUGCCCCCCAGCAAUGGGAGCUGUGCGAGCAGUGGUGGGGGAGGGGGCGGUGGGGGUUCUAGUGGGUCAGAGCGCUCUCAGGGGGCGGUCUUCCCCCCCACCUCGGGCAUGAGCUCUUCUUUGGCGAGCUUCAGUCGCGCUAUGGCGAAUCCUUGCGACUACUUCAUAGACUCCGUGUAGGCUGAUGUCCUGUCGCAGCCUUCCAUGCAGCCUUAAAAUGAGGCUACUGCGUAGACUCCGUGUAGGCUGAUGUCCUGUUGCAGCCUUCCAUGCAGCCUUAAAAUGAGGCUACUGCAUAGACUCCGCGUAGGCUGAUGUCCUGUCGCAGCCUUCCAUGCAGCCUUAACAUGAGGCUACUGUGUAGACUCCGUGUAGGCUGAUGUCCUGUCGCAGCCUUUCCAUGCAGCCUUAAAAUGAGGCUACUGCAUAGACUCUGUGUAGGCUGAUGUCUUGUCGCAGCCUUCCAUGCAGUCUUAAAAUGAGGCUACUGCGUAGACUCUGUGUAGGCUGAUGUCUUGUCGCAGCCUUCCAUGCAGCCUUAAAAUCAUUCGGCAUUGACAUCAGUAGAUAUUGGUCUCAUUAUCAAUUUCAUACUGAAAUUAAAUCUUAACUGGUCUUGCCAUUAUUUUAAUUUUCGUCCCAUCUUCAGGAUGGCUGGAACUUGUUCUUUUGAGUACAGAACACCAGUUUAGAUGUGUCAGUGUUUAAAUGCGUACGUAUUUUCUUUUCAUAACUGAAGAAUAUAACGCUUCUACAGCAGCUGUAUACUAAAUGGGCUGUGAUUAACUGCUUGGCUCAAGGCUUGUUCUGACGAAGUUGACUAAUUAUUACUCAAGUUUUUUAAUUGCCGCCUUUCCAUGUUGAAUUUUGACUCUUAAUCUUCAUCAAUGUCUGCCUGGUAUUUGUUUGGUCAACAGCUGGACGUUUCAGGAGCUUUGAGCGACAGCAAUUUAUUUACAGGCUUUACUAAUUUAAAUCAAACCACAAUAUUUGAAGUUCUACGAACACUUCAAGUCUCUGUUCAAAACACUGACUAUCCUCAGCCAAAGUGUCUUCGACACCAACGUUUCUUCAUGUUUUCAAGAAUCGAUUGUAGGCUAUGUAGACAUUUAUUCAUAGGAUCAAGAUUUAUUUUCAUUCAGGAAUCUUGCUGCGAGUCGUGCUACUUCAUUACAUUUUUAUGUUUAAUUUAAAAACAAUCUUGGUUUUGGUUGAUAAACAUUAUCUAAGUUUCUACGCUAUCAGACUCCAAUUACUUUUAUUCCGAACUGGUUAUUUAUAUGAGUAAAAUUAAUUUUGUUAAUAUAUAUCAGUUAUUCACUUUAAUUUAAAAACAUUCUUGUAUUGGUUGAUAAACAUCUAAGUUUCUACGCUAUCAGACUCCAAUUACUUUUAUUCCGAACUGGUUAUUUAUAUGAGUAAAAUUAGUUUUGUUAAUAUAUAUCAGUUAUUCAAGAGUAAUAUAGUUAUAUUUGUGCGAUGCAUGACGGGGUUGCAAAAUGUCUAAAUAGAGAGCAGCUGCGCCUUAUCAACUUAUUUUUCCAUUUUUAUUUAUAUUGAAAUGUUUAUAAUUUAGAAUAGUUCCACGGAUUAUCAAUAUCCUUUAAUAAUAUUAGCUGAUUUGAUGUCCCAACUUUUGGUACUUAUUUACGUAAAUUCCAGGACAUCGUACGAAAAUUGUCGUUUUAUCAAUUUUGUGUAGUAUUCAUCUGUAAUUUGUAUGAUGGGCCAUUCUU